Messenger RNA from Anguilla rostrata (American eel), 3072 nucleotides. Its product is annotated as transforming growth factor beta activator LRRC32-like. NCBI's taxonomy places the organism in Eukaryota, Metazoa, Chordata, Actinopteri, Anguilliformes, Anguillidae. The transcript has 2 exons. Bases 491 to 2521 code for a protein of 676 amino acids. Gene Ontology annotation, cellular component: extracellular matrix. The record is from RefSeq and is a predicted model, not a curated record. Gene Ontology annotation, molecular function: protein binding.
UCUCCACCUUUUACACCUUCUAGCCACCUUUUCACAUACGGCCAGUCCAGUGAAAUGAAAAGUUCUAGGCAAAGCAGUGCUGUUGUAAGGACGUGCGGUGUGUAGGGCAGACGUCUCAGGUCAGGAUGGAUGGGGUUCUCAGUUUGAGGAAGGGAUCACAGCUGGCCCUCUGUAGAGAGGUCACUGGUCUAUAAACACAAACAAGAAGGAGCAGAUGGGAGACAAGGGGAAGGCGAUGGAGAAGAGGUGAGAGAAAUGGGAAACAAAUUGAGAGGUAAAAGGGAGAUGAGAAAGGGAUAGAGAGGUGAAGAAGGUAGUCUGAAGGGGAUGCCGGAAAGAUGGAUAAAGGGUAGGAAGGAUGAAAAAUUGAUGGAAAGGAAGAUCAGUGAAGGGGAAAAUAGGUAGAAAAAGGUAUGGAAAGGUGAAGAAGAGAUGGAGGAGAAAAUGUGGAGGUGAAGGAGACAUUAAAGGGAAAAGAAGUGAAGGGGAGAUGGAGGGGAGGGGAGGAGAGAUGUUGGAUACUAGCCACGAUGUUGCAGAUGAGGUCAGUCCUGAGAAGCUGUCCUGCAGAAACCUGAAUCUGACCUCCGUUCCCACCAGGUUGGAUCCGGGGCUGCGGAGACUGGACGUGUCCUACAACCGGAUCAGAGACAUGGGUGUGCUGGAGCUGAGGGCUCUCCAGGAGCUGGACGCCAGUGGGAACGGCCUGCGAUUCCUGCAUGAGGGGGCGUUCCAGAAGAUGUUCAGGCUGCGUGCACUGAACCUCGCAGGCAACGCUCUGAACGAGAACGCGGCCUCCAACUCCAGAGCAUUCUGGGCCCUGCUUGGGCUCCGCAGCCUGGACAUGUCCUCCAACGCUCUGAGCCAAAGUGCUGCAGAGCUUUACUUGGACAGAAUCUACUCAUUGAACCACUUGAAUUUCGCGGGUAAUGCCCUCACCAAGCUCACGUCCUCACUGUUCUCCAGGAGCCACUACCUCAGUAGCCUCGACAUGGAAAACAACCUCAUCCUGGACAUUGAGGAGGGCACGUUCGAGCCCCUCAAGAGGUUGGUCUGGCUGAACCUGGCCGGCAACAACCUGGCCUGCAUAUGUGAUUUCAGGCUUCAUGGGCUCAAGUUCCUGAACCUCAGCAGGAACUCCAUGGAGUUUUUCAUCACCCACCGUAGUAAUGAGUCAUACCAACUGGAAACACUUGACCUGAGCUACAACAACCUUCUCUAUUUUCCCAUACUCCCCAAAAUAAAUAAUUUGAGAUAUCUCCAUUUGCAGAACAACAGGCUGGGCAUCUUAAUGCCAGAAAGGUCCGUUACAGAAGCAAGCUCUCUGUAUGAGGAAAUACAUUACAGUACAGUAGGCAGCUAUGAGUUAUAUUCUAAUCAGAGCCUGGAGCUGCUGGCUCACUUGGACCUGAGCAACAAUCAGUUAGCGUCUUUCCCUUCUGAAACAUUAAGCCACUUGCCUUCCCUGGAGGCCUUGAACAUGAGCAGCAACUGCCUGCGUGAUUUUGGCCACAAUGUCGUCCCAAAAAACAGCAGCCAUUGGGGCACCCAGCAAUCAGAACGCCUCCCCUCAUUGCGCUCCCUGGACCUUCAGUCCAAUCAGAUUCAGUCCCUCGGACUGGCUGAGGCCCUGCCAGAGAUAGAAACGCUAAACCUCCGGAGCAAUCUGGUGAACCCAUGCGCUGGCAACGAGUCUGAGCCUUUGCAACUGAAGAACGUCAAUGGUGCCCCCUGUGUCUCAUUCAGCACGAUCAAAACUCUGAGACACCUCAACCUCGGAGAGAAUGGUAUCAAGACUCUGUUCCCACACACAUUCCAGCACACUCCUCUGGUGUCGCUGGAUCUGUCUGGAAACCAGGCCAUGACGAUGGUGGGAGGAGCCCUAGAGGGCCUUCAGGGGACCCUGGAGAUGCUCAGCUUCUCUGGGAAUGAGAUGCAGGGCUCAGACCUCAGUCUGCGGUGUUUGGUGAAACUGAGGAGACUGGACCUGGCCUGGAACAGGCUGGAGGUUCUGCCGGACCUUGUGAGCUGUUCCCCACUGCGGGAGUUAGAUCUGAGGCACAAUGCCUUCACCUUUCUGGACGGGCGUCUCCUUACCGGACUGGCUUCACAUCUGGAUGCUGUCUUAGUCUCCGGCAACGCCUUCAACUGCUGCUCCGCUGGGUGGCUGGAGCUCCUGCGCGGGGCUAGGGUUCGCAUCCGCGACCUGGAUGAAGCCACCUGCUUCUACAGCCGCAACGGGGCCAUGUCUGUUCGUUCGCUAAGUGACCAUUCCAAACUGUGCCGCCCCAAGCCAAAACUUGUUAUUCCGAUAGUUACCCUUCUCAUUGCCGGGUUUCUGUCCCUCAUCAUCAUCUUACUCCUGGUUAAAGGGGCCCCUUGCAAAAAAUGCUCUUCUCUCAAUAUGAAAAGCAACAAAGUUGCUUCAAUCCAGUACCGUAACAAUGAGCAGCCAGCUGCCCCAGUGGCUAAAAUCAACAUGUCUGACAGUGAACUCAAGUACGUGGAAGCUUCGACGUAAAAAUAUGAGCAAUUUGCUGCUGCUGAGCUAGACUUCAGUUACAUUGUUUUCAAUGUCUAGGGCGGGGCUUCCCAACCCUGUUCCUGGAGAUGUUCAACCUAAUGUUUCAACCCUAAUUUGGCAUGCCUGAUUCUACUUUGUGAUGGUCUUUUCCUCGUCUUGUCCAUUAUGACAAAAUCAAACAUUUUUAAUAUUAUCGUGAGUCUUUAGUCUUGGCUUAUACGUUUUGUGAUGGCCAACAACACAAUUUAUAAUCCGACACUGCCAACACCCAAUAGGUGCUCUGUCUUUAGCCCUGUUCAAAAGGAGUUAGUAUUGCAGGAUAAUGUCGGUCAUGUACCUAUUUUAAUCAUGGCACAUCAGUGAUUUCAACGGGCAGUCCAUACGGGAAAAGCCUUUCCCUUUAUUACUCCCCAAAUUUACUGAGGGGACAUGUCUGUUUGGCUGUUUCCCAGUAUAGGCCUAUUCGUCACACAUUCCUACCAGGGGAAAAAAAACACAACACACGCAUAACAUUAUAAAGAAACAAUGUUUUUUUUUAAAGAUUUUUU